AUGUCAACAUUACAGGAGCUUAUUAAUAACAAAAAUCUGGUUAUUAUUUCUGCAGACAAAGGUGGUGCUGUGGUAGUCAUGAAUUGGACACAAUAUGAUGCUGAGGCACACAGACAGAUGGAGGAUGCCAGAUAUUACACCAAAAUGCCUCUGGAUUCAACACCUAUGUUUAAACAACAGAUAGACAAAUUUUUGGAUUCGGCAGUUGAAAAUGGCAUUAUUACAUCAAAUAUAAAAAGUAAUUUCACUAUAUCUGAUCCUAAUAGCCAAUAUAUCUAUUUUCUAUCCAAAAUUCACAAAGAUCCUUUGCAUCCUCCGGGUAGGCCAAUUGUGGCAGGGAUCAUGAACAGAGAUUACGAAAUGAUUUCUAACAGCAAUGGUAACAGUAUUGAUCAUUUUAAUGUCACUGGUACUGCGACAAGUAUAGCUGCUAACAGGAUCUCUUACUGCUUCAAUCUGACCGGACCCUCUCUUGCCAUUGAUACUGCAUGUUCUUCAUCUCUAGUUGCAUUACAUUAUGCCUGCCAUGCAAUUAAACAAGGAGACUGUGAAAUGGCUGUGUGUGGAGGUGUCAGCUGUAUCAUUGAACCCUGUAUCUAUGUAGCUCUGAGUAAAGCAAAAAUGAUUUCACCUGAUGGACUGAGCAAACCAUUUUCUAAGAAGGCUAAUGGAUAUGGAAGAGGAGAGGGAUGCGGUAUUCUUCUACUUAAACCCUUAAAAAUGGCAAUUGAAGACCACAACAAGAUAUGGGGAGUUGUACUAAAAAGUGCAAUUAAUCAGGAUGGCAGAUCAGUAAAUCCAAUUACCAGACCAUCACAAAUACAACAGGAGGAACUUCUGAAGGCAAUUUAUUCAGGUUUCAUUGACUCCUCACAGAUACAGUAUAUUGAAGCUCAUGGCACGGGGACAGCUAUUGGAGAUCCUACAGAAGCAAGAAGCAUUGGAAACAUUCUUGGGAGAACUAGGAGACCACAACUUCCUUCCCUUGUAUUGGGUUCAGUUAAAGGAAACAUUGGCCAUACUGAAUCUGCAGCUGGAGUGGCAGGCCUAAUUAAAGUGGUUUUGAUGAUGCACUAUGAAACAAUUGUCCCUUCCUUACACUAUUCUACAGAAAAUGACAACAUAAAUGCUAGUUCUCUAAAUCUCAGGGUUUCAACUAGUGUAGAAAGAUGGGAGGACUCAAAAUCUGGCAGAAUGGCUUCUGUGAACAGCUUUGGAUUUGGGGGCACCAAUGCUCAUGUAGUGGUAAAGCAGUACAAACAAAUGCUAGUCCACAAAACUAUGGAAAGGUCCCAUGAGCUAUUUGUAAUUUCUGCUGCAUCAAAGAAAUCACUUGAAACAAUGAUGAACAAAACAGCUGAAUGGAUAACUAAAAGAUCAGCUUCCACUACACUGGCGCAUCUGACAUACACUUCAGCAUGCAGACGAAGUCAUAGAAAUCACAGCUAUAGAAAAGCAUUUGUAGCUUCUUCCCUUAAUAAUUUACAGUUUAAUCUUAAUUCAGCAUCUGCCUCUAAAAGUGUGCAAGGAAGAAGAGAUUUACAGCUCAUAUUUCUGUUUUGUGGUAAUGGUGCCACAUACAAAGGAAUGUGCAAACAUCUGAUUAAAGAUGAACCUGUAUUUAGAGACAAAGUUAAGGAAAUCCAACAUGAAAUGCAAAAAUAUACUCAAUUUGCUCUUUUAGACAUUUUAGAAAAUGGUUGUGAUAAUUUUUCUAAACCAGGUAUUGGACAACCACUUAUCUUUGCUGUCCAGGUAGCAAUCGUGUCUCUGUUAAAACAUUGGGGAAUUAAACCUGUGGCUGUUAUUGGACAUUCACUUGGAGAGGUAGCAGCUGCUCACUGUUCUGGAUUAUUAGACCUUAAAGAUGCUGUCCAUGUUGUGUACCAUAGAAGUGCACUGCAGUCAAAAGUCACAGGAGGGAAAAUGUUAGUGGUUGGCAAUGUUCCUGUUAAAGAUGUAUCUGACAUGAUCAGUUCUUAUGACUGGGAUGUGUCAAUUGCAGCUUUUAAUAGUCCUUUGUCUUGCACUGUGUCAGGAGAUGCUGGUGCAAUAGAACAUUUUCAACAAGAAUUAGCUAGAUGCUUUAGCAAACAGAAUCCAUUUCUUCAUAUUCUAGAUACACCAGCUGCCUAUCACAGUCAUAUGAUGGACUGCAUUUUGCCACAGGUGAAACAAAACAUAGGAAAUCUUCAUCCAAGGAAGUUAGAAUCAGAAUUAUUUUCAACAGUGAGUGGCAGGGAGGCUUCUGAUAAUGAUUUCAUAACGGGCACAUAUUGGAGCAAGAAUGUUAGGGAGCCAGUAGCCUUUGAACAAGCCAUAAAAUCUGCAAUCCGUGGAAAAAAGAAUAUAGUGUUUGUUGAAAUAGGACCAAAGAGAGUCUUGCAGAAAAAUGUAGUAGAGACUGUAGGGAAAGAUGCUUUAGUUUUUCCGUCUUGUCUGCCAGACAAGGAUAAGGAAACAAUACUUGCCCUUGUAGGACAACUGUUUGAAUUAGGCUAUAAUCCUACAUGGCAUCAUUUAUGGGUAGGCUAUGAAAAUGUACCAGCUCCUUAUCCAAUGUAUUACUUUGACCGGACUAAACAACUGGUAGAUGAUAAACUGCCAAAACAAGGACACUCAGUUGUAACAGAUUCCCACCAUCCACUUAUUGUAAGUGCUAGCAAGGACUAUAAGGAAUUUGUUUGUGUGAUAUCUCAUUCAAAAACACCAUACAUUUAUGAACACAUGAAUAAUGGUGUUAGUAUUGUUCCUGGGACAUUUCAUGUUGAGCUUGGUAUAGCUGCUGUGAUGAGAAGCCUAAAACCAAAAAUUCCUCUCAGGAUGUGCCAGGUUACAGUUAGGUUUUCUAGACCCUGUAUAGUUAACCAAACUUCAAAUGAGCUUAAGAUCACCUUAUAUUCACAGGAAGGGGCAGAUACAUUUAGUGUAACAUCUGGUGCUGCAGCUUAUGCGACGGGACAGGUCAAGCAGCGUAAUAAUGAUGUUACUGAAGAAUGCAAUAUUGCAAUAGAACUUAUCUUCCAAAGGUGUAGGACACUCAUAACAGGAGAUGAAAUCUAUGAUAAGCUUUCCAAAGUUGGAUUUCAUUAUGGACCUGUUUUCAGGCAACUUAGAAAUGUUUUUUUUGGUGAUGAACUGAAAGAAGCAAUUGCAGUCAUUAGGGUGCCUGAAAAGAUCAUAAAUGAAUUACAUGAGUAUCAUAUUCAUCCUAUUGUACUGGAUUAUUUUUUACAAAUGAUGGCUGUUGUGACAUCAAAAAUUCAUAUAUCCAGAGUAGGGUUUCCAUCAGGAAUAGACUGCCUCAUCAUGUCUCAACCUCUACAAAAGGAAAUGAUAAUGUACAUGAGAGCAACUAAAAUCACUUCAGAUUCUGUAGAAAUCUGUGGAUGUUUUGCUGACAGAAAUGGAUACAUUUUGGUGGAACUUAAACACGUCCGAUUUAUGUUUCUGAAAAGUAAUCAUUCAGCAGUGGAUACACUUUUUUUUCACAAUGAGUGGAAUGAAAUUCUCCAGUCAACAGCAUCUGAUGUUCCUGCGAUGUCACAUAGAAUAUUACUUUUUGCUGAUAAUUAUGGUAUUGCUAGUAGCUUAAUGAAACAUCUUGAUAAAAAUGCCUUGUAUGUCAAAUACAUGGACCCAGAGAUGGUACUGAAAGAAGGUGUUAAAAAACUGUUGCUACAUGCUGGCAUCCUAGCAAGUGUUGAAAACUGUGAAGAUAUUGUAUUUAUGUGGGGUCUCGAGAAACAUAAUGAUCUAGACUCAUAUAGAUUAGUUCGACACCUGUCUGGUAUUUGUGAAAUUUACAGGCAGCUUGUUCUGUUGGUAGCUGAGAUAAAAUCUACAUGUUCCAUUAGAACUAUUACCUACAGAACAGCUGACAGAAUAGUGGAUCACAUUAAUGUGGGGUUUGCACUGAUUGGAAUGAUUAGAUCUUGUACAGCAGAAAUUCCAGCGCUAAUGUUUCAAUUAAUUGAUUUGGGAUCUGACAGCACUGCGAAUAUAAAGGCUUUAGCACAGGUUCUUAUUACUUACAAGGCACAAAAAUAUCCAGAAAUUAUGAUUAAUCAAGGAAAGAUUUAUGCUAGUGAAAUCUCACGCACAAAGUUCAACAAAGAAAAAUCAGCAAACCACUUUGGCUCAAUUAACUCAGUUAAAAAAGAUAAUUUUAUAAUCAAAACUGCCAAUGCUUACAAAAUUGUUGACCUAUGUGCUGAACCAGUAACAUGUGAGACUAAUGAACUUUGUAAUGGCUUUGUUGAAAUUGAAGUUGACAAGAUAUGCAUUCACUCUGGAGACUAUUUUCCCAUUAGUAUUUCUGAGCUGCAGUUUGGCCAUUCAUUGUACUGGAAUGAAAAUGUAGUGGAAAAACACAAACUUCUUGCCUUAGAUUUCAGUGGUACAGUUACCAAAGUUGGGAGCAGUGUUAAAGGAUUAAAAGUUGGGGAUCACAUUGCAUGCUGCUAUCCAGAACUUGCAUCUUUCAGACUUAAAGUUCCUGAAGCUGUUUGCUACAACACCAGGAAACUUCCUUGCCUCAGGUAUACGCCUUCUCUUUCAUAUUUCAUUUUAGGAUGGGAAAUGUUACACAAGAGUUUACCAAAAGCACAUCAUGGUGAAAUUUUAACUAUUGUUUCCACUACGCCUGACAGUACAUUCAUCAAAGUGCUGACAAUGAUGGCGAAAGAGUCUGGCUGGCAGCCAUCUUCAAUAACAAAUUCCAAUGUUCUGCAUGAUAACACGGUGUGUAGUGUUGCUGUUAUUCUUCUUCCACCAUUUGAUGACACUGUUUUGGAUAAUAUAUAUUCCAGUGACAUGGUAAAGCAUGUAAUUCUUGUAUGUGGCAACAAAACAAACAUUAAGUUUCCUCAAAAUUUACUAAAGAAAAGUGAAGCUCAGAUUCACAUUCUUCAUGUCAUUCAUGUAUUGCAGAAACCAUACCUUAAGCAUAUAAAGCAAUCCAUUUACAAAUGGAUUAUGUCAACAGGUAUUGGGAAAAGCUUGAGUUUGCCAAGUAAUGUUUUUCAGCAAAGAAAUGGAAUCCAUGGGCAUAUGUGGUCAGUGAAUCCAGUGCCAUACUUUAAUUGUAACUCUGUUUCAAUGGCAAUACUAAAGCAAAAUGACUCAAAACACAGUCUUUCAGUUAUACCAGUAUGUACAACAGAGUGGUGCUUGUUUCAGUCUAAUGCUGCUUACAUUGUAACAGGGGGGCUUUCAGGUCUUGGGUUUGAAACUGUGAAGUUCAUUGCCCAGCAUGGAGGUGGCUGUAUUAUUAUUUUGUCCAGGAGUUCUCCAUCAGCUGAAAAAUUACAGGAGAUAGCAAACAUUGAAAGCCAAUAUAAAGGUACCAGGGUAGCUAGUUUGAAGUGUGAUGUUGGAUGUCAAACAGAUGUAGAAAAAGCAAUCACUUUAAUUUGUAAAACAUUCCCUAAGUCACCAGUUAAAGGUGUGUUUCACAGUGCUGUUGUUUUACAUGAUGGACUUCUUCCAACUCUUAACAGAUCUCUGUUUGAAAAGGUGUUCUUACCUAAGGUUGCAGGGGCGAUGAAUUUGCACAAUGCCACUAAAGGCUUCCAGCUGGACUACUUUGUUUGCUUUUCAUCAAUUACCUCCUUUAUUGGAAAUUCAGCCCAAACAAACUAUGCUGCUGCUAAUUCUUUUCUUGAUAUUUUUUGUCACUAUAGACGUCACUGUGGGCUUGCUGCACAGUCUAUAAAUUGGGGUGCUCUAAAUGUAGGGCUGUUAUUUAACAAAAGCAAUUUUCAAGCUUUUCUAGAAUCCAAAGGCUUGAACGUUAUGGAGAUUACAGAGAUCUAUGAUUGCCUUGAAGCCAGUUUAGUACAAAAUAAUCCACAACAAGUGGCAUGCAAGUUCAACUUCACAAAAAUGUAUAAUUAUGUUCUUUCACAAAAUGUAGCACUUAGGAAAAGGUUAUAUAAAGUGAUGAGAGAAGAAAUUAAUGCAAAUAAAAUUCAACAUGAGGAAAAAAAACACUUUUCCUCAACUAUUAAACCCGAAAAGUACAUCAACUCAUUGUUGUGCAAAGUCAGCAAUGUACAACCAGAGGAUUUGAAUACAAACGCCCCACUUUCUGCAUUUGGAAUUGACUCCAUGUUAGCUAUGACACUGCAAAAUUCGAUUUAUGAGGAAACAAAUGUGAAUAUUCCUCUUGUCAAAAUUCUUGAUCCCAGUGCAACUGUAUCUACCUUAGUUGAACUUCUGAAGGAAAAUAACAUUGCUGACUUUCAAACUGAUGGUUCAGCAGUAAUGAAAAGCCCUUCUGAAAACAGUAUUGUGGAGUAAGCUUGGCUAUAAGAAUUUAGUAUUUAUUUUCUAUCAUAUUUUUGUAUUAAUUGCACAUCUUUUCAAUAUCUUUGAUAAUGGUGAUAGGUCAAGAUUUCAGUGAUAUUGCAUUUCCUUUAAGAAGUGAACUUAUUUUCAGCAUCUGUACUAAUGAUAACUUAAUAACUAAGGCAACCGAAUCACUGCAGGUAUACCAUGGAAUGAAAGCAAUUCAAUGUUCGACAAGCUGUUGAAGUUAUUAUAAGCUGUAAAGGUAAUAAACAAAGUGAAAGAUUCAUGUGUUUAUACAUAAAAUAUGCACACUGUGAAA
This is a messenger RNA of Protopterus annectens (West African lungfish), 6613 nucleotides long. RefSeq names its product highly reducing polyketide synthase cm3B-like. Lineage: Eukaryota; Metazoa; Chordata; Ceratodontiformes; Protopteridae. Bases 1 to 6303 code for a protein of 2100 amino acids. Gene Ontology annotation, biological process: fatty acid biosynthetic process. The transcript is spliced from 4 exons. Gene Ontology annotation, molecular function: fatty acid synthase activity; 3-oxoacyl-[acyl-carrier-protein] synthase activity. The record is from RefSeq and is a predicted model, not a curated record.